CAUUGCGGCAAAAUGGCUGCCCCCAGGCGGUGCUUCCCUGGGAUAGUUCGGGCUUUGUUGGGGGCUUGGCAGGUGGGUUCGCAUGCAGGGAGGGAGUGGGUUUCACCACCCGGCAGUCUUCUAGGUAACCAUGUGAGGUGCGUGUCCUGUGUCGUGGGCGCCACUUUCUCUGGUCCCCUCCUGGCUUCGGCUUCUAGUCGUUAUGGUCAAGACUCCGCCUUGGACCGUAUCCUUGGAUUCCCUCAGCCUGACAGUUCUUUGGUUCCGAGCGUCCCCGCGGUGUCGGUGCACAGAGAUGAGCAGAAUCUACUCUUGGUCCAUACUCCUGACAUGCCUGAGAAUCCCCGGGUCCUCCGAGUGGUCCUCCUGGGAGCUCCAAAUGCAGGGAAGUCAACUCUUUCCAAUCAGCUGCUGGGCCGUAAAGUAUUUCCUGUCUCAAAGAAGGUGCACACCACUCGAUGUCAAGCUCUGGGGGUCAUCACAGAGAAGGAGACCCAGGUGAUUCUGCUUGACACACCUGGCAUCAUCAGUCCUGUUAAACAGAAGAGGCACCAUCUGGAGCUCUCCUUGCUGGAAGAUCCAUGGAAGAGCAUGGAAUCUGCUGAUCUUGUUGUAGUUCUUGUGGAUGUGUCAGACAAGUGGACCAGGAGCCGGCUAAGCCCCCAGGUGCUGCGGUGCUUGACCAAGUUCUCCCAGGUCCCUAGCAUCCUCGUCUUAAACAAGGUAGAUUGUCUGAAGCAGAAGUCAGUUCUCCUGGAGCUGACCACAGCCCUCACUGAAGGUGUCGUCAAUGGCAAGAUGCUUAAUGUCAGGCAGGCCUUUCGCUCACGCCCCAGCACCCACUGCCCUGGCCCUGAAACUGAGGACCCAAACACACAUGCAGUGAGAAGCCCCCAGAGAACCGGCUGGCCCUACUUCCAGGAGAUCUUCAUGUUAUCAGCACUAAACAACAAGGAUGUGAACACAUUGAAGCAAUACCUUCUGACACAGGCCCAGCCGGGACCCUGGGAGUUCCACAGUGGAGUUCUCACUAGCCAGACACCCGAAGAGAUCUGUGCCAAUAAAAUCAGAGAGAAGCUCCUAGAGUACCUGCCCGAGGAGGUGCCCUACAGUGUACAGCAGAAGACAGUGAUCUGGGAGGAAGGGCCGAGUGGGGAGCUCGUGAUCCAACAGAACCUUCUGGUGCCCAAAGAGUCUCAUGUGCGGAUCCUGAUUGGUCAGAAGGGCCUCUUGAUCUCCCAGAUUGCACAGGAGGUGAGCCAAGACCUCAUGGACAUCUUCCUUUGUGAUGUUCUCCUCCGCCUGUCUGUGAAACUCCUCAAAUGACCAUCCUCUGUCACUAUUCAGAGUGGAUCUCUGCUCGAGCUGCUGGCAGAGUCAUUGACUAGAACCACCUCUGUCAGAGGGGUCUACAGGACUGGGGGUGGGGUGGGGUGGGCAUGGACACUGACUGGCUGCUAGCCAGUCUGGCAUUGCCAAGUCUGCACAGUGCCUGCCCAACCAUGUUUCCAUUGGAGAAGGAGGCUGUCUUCGCUCAGU
Molecule: messenger RNA, 1539 nt
Organism: Rattus rattus (black rat)
Lineage: Eukaryota; Metazoa; Chordata; Mammalia; Rodentia; Muridae
Gene: Eral1
Product: Era like 12S mitochondrial rRNA chaperone 1
Exons: 10
Coding region: 13-1326 (437 amino acids)
Biological process (GO): ribosomal small subunit assembly
Cellular component (GO): mitochondrial matrix
Molecular function (GO): ribosomal small subunit binding; rRNA binding; GTP binding
Source: RefSeq, a predicted model, not a curated record